AUGCUGCCCAGCUCCAUCCAGAUUUCGGGGGAGCCGCUGUCAGGAGCCGAGGUGCGGGACAUCUGCCGCGGCCUGCGCGACAACGCCGUGCGCCUGCUCUCACUGCGCGGCUGCCGUCUCUGCGACCGCGACUUCGGCCGAAUCUGCCGGGCCCUGGCCGGGGCCACGUCCCUGGCGCAGCUCAACCUUAACCUGGGCGUCGUGUCCAGCCCCAGCCGCAUCAAGCAGCUGGCGGAGGCGCUGCGGACCAACCGCUCCAUCCAGUCCCUCUUCCUGCAUGGCAGCCCUCUGACAGACGCGGGGCUGGCCUUGUUGAAUCCAGCCCUGGCCCUCCACCCUGCCCUCGUGGCACUGGACCUGGGGGACUGCAUGCUGGGUGAUGAAGCCAUCAACCUCAUCUGUGGCCUCCUCCCGCCUGACGGGGCCAAGUCUGGCUUGAAGGAGCUGACACUGAGUGCUAACCCCGGCAUCACCCCUAAGGGCUGGAGCCGCCUUGCCAUUGCCGUGGCCCACAGCUCCCAGGUCCGCGUGCUCAAUCUGGACUACAAUCCCUUGGGUGACCACGUGGCAGGGAUGCUGGCUGUAGCUGUGGCCUCCAGCCGCACCUUAGAGGUCCUAGACUUGGAGGGCACAGGGCUCACCAACCAGUCAGCUCAGACCCUGCUGGACAUGGUAGAAAAUUACCCUACAGCUCUGCGGAGUCUGGUGUUGGCCGAGAACAGCAUUAGCCCGGAGCUGCAGCAGCAGAUCUGUGACCUCCUCUCUGAGGGAGAGGAGGAGGAGGAGGAGGUGGCAGGAGGGCCUGGCGACACCCAGGAACGAGAGCGAGCACGGGAGCCUGCUGCCCACCAGAGGGGCAGCAGCUCCUGGACAGGCCCCAGUGAUCCCAGCUCUCAGAUGGUGCUAAUGACAUCAGGACUAGGGGACAGUCUGUUGGCUGAGACUGAGAUGUGACUCUCCGUUUCUGCGCAUCAUUACAUUUGUGUCUCCAGCACUUUGCCCCAGAUGUCAGGGUCAGACCCUGGGGCUUGUGGAUAGGGGGUGGUGCCUGGGGCUCUGGCAGCUCCUGGCGGUGUGGUGGGAGGCUCUGGAGGCUGUGACUCAACAAAAUCCUCGGGGGCACUGGAACCCAAGGCAGUGCCUCUGGACUUGUUGGCAGCUCUGGCUGC
Molecule: messenger RNA, 1169 nt
Organism: Dama dama (fallow deer)
Lineage: Eukaryota; Metazoa; Chordata; Mammalia; Artiodactyla; Cervidae
Gene: LRRC73
Product: leucine rich repeat containing 73
Exons: 6
Coding region: 1-954 (317 amino acids)
Source: RefSeq, a predicted model, not a curated record